This is a messenger RNA of Varroa destructor (honeybee mite), 2242 nucleotides long. It is a transcript of the gene Ubc7, whose product is annotated as ubiquitin conjugating enzyme 7. NCBI's taxonomy places the organism in Eukaryota, Metazoa, Arthropoda, Arachnida, Mesostigmata, Varroidae. The record is from RefSeq and is a predicted model, not a curated record.
ACAGCCUUGAUUUUUGCAUCCAUAGCUAUGCUAAAUGGUCCUAUUGUGCUGUCAACUAGGAACAACGAUCGAAUAUCAAGAACGGAGUUUUAUCAACCCGCUGGCAGCGUGAGCCCUGCAACUUCAACAGGGAGAAGUGUCUGGUGAAUUUCAAGAUCAGAAAUUGUAAUAUACGGUGUAAAUAGUAUUCGUAGUGUCGGUAGUUGUUGGUUUUGUAGCAUCCUGUGCUGUGUCCGUUCGGCAAACUUGUAUCGUAUCAUGGCACGAUCAGCUCUACGUCGACUUAUGGCCGAAUACAAGCAACUGACCCGCAAUCCACCUGAAGGAAUUAUCGCAGGACCAAUCAAUGAGGAGAACUUUUUUGAAUGGGAGGCCAUGAUCACAGGACCUGAAGGAACAUGUUUUGAGGGUGGAGUAUUCCCUGCGAAGCUGACCUUUCCUCCGGACUACCCGCUUGCACCGCCCAAGAUGCAGUUUACCUGCGAAAUGUACCAUCCAAAUAUUUACCCUGACGGACGGGUAUGCAUAUCCAUACUACACGCCCCAGGCGAAGAUCCGAUGGGAUACGAGUCAUCUUCGGAACGUUGGAGUCCAGUCCAGUCUGUCGAGAAAAUCUUGCUUUCUGUUGUGUCGAUGUUGGCGGAACCCAACGUCGAAUCAGGAGCGAAUGUCGAUGCUGCGAAAAUGUGGCGCGAGGACCGAGACCAGUUCAACCGGAUUGCGAGUCACUUAGUCCGCAAAUCUCUUGGUUUACCGGAGUCGCUUACUGGGGCCUAAACGUCGAGUUAACAGCCGAAUAUGUACAUUUACGAAUAGAUUCGCAAUCAUACGAAGCCAACAAGUAACUUGUAAAACUUCGCAGGGUAACAUACGAAUAAAGUUGAUUAUUUUAAAAUGUCUAUCUUGAAGCAAAAAGGCAACUUUGUUUUACUAAAAAGUUUUAUUGGCGGAUGUCAUAAACAGGCGUUUAAUGGAAAGUGGUUACAAUCUCUAUGAUGAACAUGACAUUUUUGCGAUCCGUUUCACUUGUCAAAGUGUCAAUGAAUGCCAUCCUAUAAAGGUAAUUUGAUAAGACUGUUGGCAGAUUUAGUUGUAAUGAUUUGUCACAUUAAGAUUAACAAAUCUGUGUAACGUUCUUAAUAGAAAUUGCAAAAACAAUGUGUUUAACUUAACCCUAAUAAUGUAUAAAAAAAAAGAAAUGUGCUCAUUAAUAGUAAUAAUAAUCUGGUGAACUUGAUUUUUACUGCUUAGCACUGUUAAACCUUUCACCUGACCAAUGUUUAGAUCUGCUAGAUCAUAUCCCAAUUCUAUCUGUCACGUAGUUGUAGAUCUACCUACGCAUUAGGUCACCGCACCUUAUACCUGAUUCUCUAGCUAAAUGUUUGCCGAAUACGAAGCUGUCUGUUGCUGCAGAUCCUGGCCAACAUGACAAAGCAGGGACGAGGCUUGUAGAUAAUAGUUCCCCGUAGUAGUGAAGACUCAGAUGAAUAAUCAGUUUUUAAAUGGUUUUAUGAAAUUUUUAUAUUUUUGUUAUAUUUUGAGUCGGCUAUACUGUGCUCUAGUAGCUUAUACAUUAGUCUAAUAUACAGCUGUACAGUUGAUUAGCUGUUUGAUGUAAAAGCCUACUCUUUCCUAUCAGUGUCUUCAAAAGCUCAAUGCUUCAUUUUCGUCUUGUUUCAUUGCUUUGUCACCUCGAUUAGUAAAAUUGGCUAACUGAUGACUGAGAAUAAUCCACACCGUGAGACCAACGGUCACAACUAUUCUUAAUAAAGCCAUUAUUAUUAUAAUGCCCUCCCUUUAACAAAAACUGCACCCACGCUAUUCGUUUUCUCGGUACUCCUGUAUAAGCCCACACAAAAAUAACAAGAUAAAAAAAUUGAACGUUUUUUGAAGUUCCUUCUCUUUUAAACGCAAAGAUUCACUCGACACAUUGUGCCUUAUAAUAAAUAGCUUUCAGUUCCACGCACAACACUUAUAAGUAUUAGACAAUUACAGCACUGCAUAUUAUUCAGUUAUAUUAUAAUAGUUUAAUGGGCUUGUGGUACGAGAGGUUGGUGACUCCUUUUUCCUUCAUCUGUGGAAAUUUCGCUUAAUCAUUACGCAGACCCAAGGAAGAUAAUAGCCCGCUGGCGAUUUAUUUCUGGUUUUUGGUAUCUUUGUUGUGCUGCUCCUUUAACUACGUAACUUCCUUCAAUGAGCAUGUCUGUCUUGCCGUCUUUAUUUAUUCGUAGGUCACGGCUUA